Homarus americanus (American lobster) is the source of this 2185-nucleotide messenger RNA. RefSeq lists its product as uncharacterized. The coding region runs from base 329 to 2020 and encodes 563 amino acids. Lineage: Eukaryota; Metazoa; Arthropoda; Malacostraca; Decapoda; Nephropidae. The transcript has 8 exons. Gene Ontology annotation, cellular component: membrane. The record is from RefSeq and is a predicted model, not a curated record. Gene Ontology annotation, molecular function: sulfotransferase activity. Gene Ontology annotation, biological process: carbohydrate biosynthetic process.
GAGUUCAGUUUGAGUUCAUCACUUGUUGACGGCGGUUAUGUUGUACAGUAGAUGUCCGUCUACGUCCAUAACUUAUUUUAGUAAUAUAAACAUGGCAUCAGAGGGACAUGUGUUGUGUUUGGUGAUGGCGUGCUUUUUCGGUAUGAAUGAAAACUAAUGGAUAUGAACACGUAUUUAUUUUCUUGCAAGAAUUGGAUUAAAUUGCUAAUGAGUGAAAAGAUUAUCGGUUCCACAUAAUAAUCUAAAGGUAUACUGCUUAUUAUUAUGUGACAUCCUGAAGGCAUACAGUCAAGCUUGCACGGUAAGCUUUAGGUGUCUACAUUAUAUAAUGAAGCGUCGAGUUAAAGGGGUUGUGUUGGCCAUCAUACUGUGCUUCCUUCUGCUUCACUUGGUAAGCUUCCACGGCUUAUGGGAGGCGGAGGAGGUCAAAGCUCAAGACAGGCACUCUAGUGCAGGUAGAUGCUCUGGUUCCCCUCAUCACAGCGAGAAGUGUGAGCACUUCAACACAUCCUCUGAUAUACCGAUGAGCCAGAAUGAUCAUAAUGGUGACGAUAAGUGGACACCGGCCAUCAAUGAAAAUCCGCAGGAAAUCUACCUGAAAACGAUAAAAUUUCAUCCACCGAAGAACAUUAAGUUUUCGGAGAAACUCAAAGAUAAAACGGCACCGAAUUAUAAUUUAUCGAAAGAUUUUCCUUCUGUGAUGAGCACCUCACGGGAGGCCUUACUGCUAAUGGAAGAUUCCCAAAAUGAGACUGUGUCGACCAAGGACCCAUUUAUUAUACCAGGUCCUGCGGUAGUGAGCAUGCCAGAUAUGCACGAGAACCUCUCCAAUAACAGUAAAUCAAUGCGAGGCCAGUUCAAAAUAACAGCACCACGGCUAAACCUCUCAAGCGACUUAUCCUCACCCGAAGAAUUCUCCAAUAAUGUUUUGCCUCCUCGCCCAACUAUCAACAAAAAGAAGAAGAGGCAGGUGAUGAAAGAUUCGCCUUUGGUCUUGCUCAAGCGUGACAAACACUGGCCGGCGUUGCUGGCACCCUCUAACGCCGCCAUCUUCAGCAACAUCAGUUUUUCCAGAUACACCCCAGAGGAUCGCCAAUUCCUGGAGGGUCGUGUAGGUGUGUACGAGGCUCGGGCGCGUCAGGUGGCUGAGGUGUGUGACCAACAUGAAGCCCUCGACACGCCCAUAUCUGUCAAGACGAUGGUUUGGGAUCAGAAGCAUCAGCCUAACAUCAUCUGGUGCGAGUUGUCGAAGGUGGCGUCAACGAGCUGGAUGAUCAACUUCCUACGUCUGGCCCACUACCGCGAGAACGACACCUCCCUCGCCCACCUUCCCCCCAAGGAGAGAGAUGAACUCAGAUUUAAGGAUUCACAGUUCGAGGACGUUAACGUCCACUCCAUCGUCUACCGCCUUUUCCCCGCACCAAACAAUACUCGGGACCGAGCCAGGGUUUUUCGCAGGGCGCUACGGGUUAUUAUCGUCAGGCACCCCUUCACCAGGUUGUUGUCAGCUUACAAGGACAAGAUGACGACCCUCACUCCCAAACCCAAAACGUUCAGAUACAGGCAACUCCAGUUGAAAAUUAUCAAAAGGUAUCGCCCCAGCAGCAGCAACGAUACGUCACUCUUCCCUACGUUCCAUGAGUUUAUUCAAUACGUGAUAGACUCCACCGCCCAUCUCAAGACGCUUAAACAAUGGAAGAAGAUUGUGUGCUGGACUCCAUACUGGGCUCAGUGUGCUGUGUGUGCCCACGACUUUCAGUUGAUCAUAAAACUCGAGACAAUGGCUGACGAUGAGCGGUUCUUGAUAAUCCUGGCCAACCUGCAUGAACUGGAGGAGGUACACGAAAGGCGGAACAUUAAAGCCUCGACCAGCAACACAGACAACUUCUUCCGGCAGCUGAGCACCAGACAGAUGCAGCAACUACACCAGCGGUACCUGCUCGACUUCCAGCUGUUUGGUUACACACUGGACAAAUACCUUUCUUUGGCUAGAGACGCCACCGUCACCCCGGCCACCUGACAGUGAGAGGGUGAGGCUAGCUUUCAUUUGGAGCCCGUUGCCGGACAAAUGGAGUGAUUUUCUUGGUGACAGGGCUUAGUUAAUGCAUAAGUACACUCGGAAACCAUAUUCUCUAGCCCACCUGGGUCGGUGCUGGAGGUUAGUACAGUGUCCUUUCUGGACGGG